This is a messenger RNA of Didymodactylos carnosus, 1164 nucleotides long. NCBI's taxonomy places the organism in Eukaryota, Metazoa, Rotifera, Eurotatoria, Philodinida, Philodinidae. The record is from the annotation of a GenBank genome assembly.
AUGACAGCCGGAACAAAGAUACGACAACGCGUGAAAAAUAUAUCUAAUACAAAAACAACAACAAUAUCAGUAAAAAAAUUUUAUCAUUUUGUCUCCGUUAAAUCUGACGAAAACACUAGCCUAUCGUCACACGACUUUGGUAUUUACGAACACCAAAAUUGUUCAUUUAUUUUAUUUCCAGGUGCAUGUUCUGUCAUAAUGACUACAGAUCAUGAAAAACAUAUUCAAGGACUUAAAGAGCUCAAUCGAAUUCAUGUAGGCUAUCAUAAUGAACACGUACAAUAUCCUGUACCGGUCAUAGUGUCCAAAGAUGAAGAGUGGUCAUAUUCACGUCCGACUACUCAGCAAACAACAACAGUAUUAGCAUCCCCAUCAUCAAACAACAAAAAGGACGAUGAUGAAUUUUGUAAUACUAGACAAUUACAACAUAGUAGGAAAUCGAUACAGACAACAGCAUCGACUAGAUCAAAUUAUCGUCAACUUCCUUCACAUCGUUAUUCAUCAUUUUCUCAAUAUCACAUACCAUCACUAACAACAACAACGCAGUUUCGAUCAACACCGAAUACAACCACAAUGUCACAACAUCACAAUAACAACAGUCCACUCGAUGACAGAUUUUCCUGUUUGUUUCCGCCACCGAACAGAAAUGUUUCAGAAAUAAAUCAGUUCGACAAGUCACUUCAAAAUUUUACAAGCGAAAAACUACCAACACGUUCACAUCGAAAAAAUUCAAACAAUAAUCGUCUUCUAUCACCACCAUCUCCGACAAACUCUACAUCCUCAUCAUCAUCGAUUUCGUAUUCACUCACACGACAAACAACAGCAGCAAUACCACAAGUCACAAUAGAUUGUCCUAAGGUUAGGCAUCCGCCAAUAUCUGAAUAUAAUCAUUUAUCAUUAUCGGGAUCAUCAAUUUCGUCUUGUUCGGAAAAUGAAAGAAGAAAAAAAACUGUAACAUCAUCAACAUCAUCAUUUCCUCUAUUGGAGAAGCAGUUAAUAACAACAGAAAAUGAUGAUGAUGAUGAUGCUUUGUCCGAUUCAUCAUUAAAUCGAAUAUUGACUAGUACCACGAACAUGGAUAGCCAACAGCCAAUUACGCAACGUUUAUCACGGAAAAUUUUUGCCAAGUUAUUUCCAUCAUCUUUUUCCGUCUCAAAAUCCUAA